GGACAACAUUGAGGUUCUAAUCAAUUACAGCCCAUUCAACAGCAAGACACUCAACAACUACGAGCAUCAAGACUUCUCCAAGAAUUCUUGAAGAUCAAAGCCUCUCUAAGUCGAAGAAUUUCAACGAAAUCUCCAGACAAAGUCCAGAAAAGAUGGCUGAAGUUGCCGAAGAUACAAAAGCUCCACUGAUCGCUGCGCGCGAGAGAGGGCCCGGUCCUGGAAGGUAUGGCCUGCCAUCUACAUGCGGAUUUACGAGUCAUGAUUUCACUAAAUGGAAAGCUCCAGCUUAUUCCUUUGGAGCAAGAUUAGAAAACUCAAUGUUCAAGAAAGAUUGCAGCCCAGGACCAGGAUAUUUUAUUCAACCGACAAUCACCAAGGUUGGCAAAGAUGGAACGCCAGUUUACUCAAUUCUUGGCAGGCAAAAGGAUCCAAAUACCUUCAAGACACCAGCUCCAGGGACAUAUUCACCAGAAAAGGUACACCCACAAGGAGAACGACAUGCUCCAGCUUAUUCCAUGGCUGCAAGAACAAGAUAUAGAAAACGAGAUGCAACUCCAUCACCAAAUUCCUAUAGCCUGCCGAGUCUAAUUGGUCCAAAAGUACCCAACAAAUACUCCUCCUCUUCUUACUCAAUGACGGCACGAGCAAAGACAGGAGGAUUCUCUGAGGAUCUUGCCAAGACCCCUGGACCAGGGCGCUACAACACAACAAGACCAGACACCUAUAAGCUCAAGGCACCUGGGUAUUCUAUGCUCAGCAGGAGCUACAUGCCUGGAGACUCUACUAAGAAGCCAGGUCCAGGAGCACACAGCCCAGAGAAGGUGUACGUCAACAAACAAAAAGCACCUGCCUGUUCUCUUGGAAUACGCCAUAGUGAAUUCAUCACUCCACUUAUCAUUGAUGUCUCAGAUUAAAAUAAUCCUCUUAAAAACUUUUAUCCUUCAACAAACACAUGAAAAUUAAUAUGUAAAAAAGAUUACCUCAGGAAAUUGAAAUUCGGUGUGUGAAAAAAUUUAUUAUAUUCUUAGAAAAUGUGUUCCAUUAAUUUUACAGUUCGAAUUGUAUUUUGUUAAGUUUUCAUAUGCUUGAAACUGUAUCUUUUCUAAGGUGCCUUUUCUUCAGAAAAAAUAUAUAAAAAAAGAAUGGUAUUUGGUAUUUAAUAAAUUUAAAGUCAUCAUUGUCAAAGAGUGGUUUAGCUAAGAAACCCUUUAAUAAUCGUUAACAUUAUUGCACAACUGAAGGCUUGAAAUAGAAUAACAUAAAUGGCCAUUUAAAAAAAUGUUUUUGCAUAAGGCAAAUCCUUUUCAUGGUGAGAUAAUUUCCCUUGCCAUUUUAUUAUUUUAUUUGAAAGAUUAAAUUUUCUUUAGCUUACCAGAAGUAAAAAUUAAAUGUGAUCUACAUUUUUCUUGAUAACUUUUCAAUCGAGACAUUGAAGGACUUGCUUAUCUUCAUAUCUAUACACACUCUAUAUAUGUUGAAAAGGUCCUAAUAAACGGACGAAACUAGUCCCUAAACUACAAUUAUUGUGUUGUUGUUAGUGCGUGGGGGAUUAUAAAAAUCACCAUAUAGUGUGUAUAGAUAUGAAGAUCUACAUUUUGGUAAUUGGCAAGUCGCUAUUUCAAGCCCUACAAUCCUAAAAUACAAAGUUAUAUGAGAAUCUAGAAGAUUCUGGAUGUGUUGUGUUUUACAAUAAUAUAUACAAUCAUAGCUUUUGCUGAAUACAUUUUAUUAUAAAAAUGAGUUUUCAUAGUAUGUUACAUGAUGUUUUGUACUUGUCUAGCUUCAUUGCACAAAAUAAAAGCACUUGUACAUGGAA
This is a messenger RNA of Actinia tenebrosa (Australian red waratah sea anemone), 1816 nucleotides long. RefSeq names its product ciliary microtubule associated protein 1A. NCBI's taxonomy places the organism in Eukaryota, Metazoa, Cnidaria, Anthozoa, Actiniaria, Actiniidae. Gene Ontology annotation, cellular component: cytoskeleton. The record is from RefSeq and is a predicted model, not a curated record.